Solea solea (common sole) is the source of this 2744-nucleotide messenger RNA. RefSeq names its product PR domain containing 12b (gene prdm12b). The record is from RefSeq and is a predicted model, not a curated record. Gene Ontology annotation, biological process: neurogenesis. The transcript is spliced from 6 exons. Gene Ontology annotation, cellular component: nucleus. Gene Ontology annotation, molecular function: histone methyltransferase binding. The coding region runs from base 351 to 1565 and encodes 404 amino acids. NCBI's taxonomy places the organism in Eukaryota, Metazoa, Chordata, Actinopteri, Pleuronectiformes, Soleidae.
GUCUCCCCCUCCUCACCCCCUCUCUUAUAGAAAUGUUGGGAGAGGUGAUGACAGCUCAUUACAGAAACUCUGUGACCAGCAGCAGGUUUAUUUGUCUCACUCCUCUUAACUUGUAUCGACACAUUUUUAUUAACAUUUACCUUUUUAUUGUCACGUUUAAUGUUUCUUCUUAAACAAAUAAGAAACAUUAACUUGAUUAACUUUAUUUCUGAUAAGAGAAAAUAACAGGAAACACUCGUUUUGAUUAUUUUAUCCUCAAGGAUUUUUGAUUUAAAAUUUGAAAUCAUUUUUCGGAGGACUCUUCUCCUCCGCUCCUCUUACACCGGCCUCCUCCUCAGCCUCCUCCCGCCAUGGGCUCCGUGUUGCCCGGCACCUCGCUGGCCCUGAAGCCGGGCUUCAAGCCGCAGCAGCCGCUUUCGCUGGCCGACAUCAUCACCUCGGACAUCCUGCACAGCUUCCUGUACGGUCGCUGGAGGCACGUGCUGGGCGAGCAGCAUCAGCACCACCAUCAGCAGCAGCAGCCGCACCUGCAGCAGCAGCAUCACCUGCAGCACGAGGAACGCACCGCCCCGAGCGCGAGCCCCAAGACCGCGUUCACCGCCGAGGUGCUCGCGCAGUCCUUUUCCGGAGAGGUGCAGAAGUUGUCCAGUCUGGUUUUACCCAGUGAGGUGAUCAUCGCCCAGAGCUCAGUCCCAGGUGAAGGUUUGGGUAUUUUCUCUAAAACUUGGAUUAAAGCAGGAACAGAGAUGGGACCAUUUACUGGACGCCUCAUCUCACCUGAGCACGUUGACCUGUACAAGAACAACAAUCUCAUGUGGGAGGUGUUUAAUGAGGACGGGACUGUCAGGUAUUUCGUCGAUGCCAGUCAGGAGGACCAGAGGAGCUGGAUGACGUACAUUAAAUGUGCAAGGAACGAGCAGGAACAGAACCUGGAGGUGGUUCAGAUCGGCAGCAGCAUCUUCUACAAAGCAGUGGAGACGAUCCCUCCGGACCAGGAGCUGCUCGUCUGGUACGGAAACUCCCACAACACCUUCCUGGGAAUCCCUGGGAUUCCUGGAGGAGAUGAAGACCAGACCAAGAAGACCAAGACUGAUGAGUUCCAGACCUGUGAAGGCUCCUCUUCUUCCUCGUCCUCGUCUGCAUCCUCCUCCCUGGGCCGCAUGCGAUGUGUUAUCUGCCACCGCGGCUUCAACUCCCGCAGCAACCUGCGCUCCCACAUGCGCAUCCACACGCUUGACAAACCGUUCGUCUGCCGAUUCUGUAACCGCCGCUUCAGCCAGUCGUCCACUCUACGGAACCAUGUCCGACUGCACACCGGCGAGCGGCCGUACAAGUGUCACGUCUGCCAGUCGGCAUACUCGCAGCUGGCCGGCCUGCGGGCACACCAGAAGAGUGCCAGACACCGGCCCUCAGGAGAUGCUGCGAACCAGGGGGGAGGUGUGGUAGUGGUGGGAGUUGGAGGAGGAGUGCAUUCAGCUCACUCACCUCCUCCUCAUCCACCACAGCUGACCACCAUGCCUCACCCAGCAUCACUGGUUCAUCAUAUACCAGCCAUGGUUCUGUGAUUGGGGGCAGGAGACAGACAGACAUACUGUAACUUUAAUUUAAAUGUGAGCUUAAUGACACAGGAACCUGGUCCCAGACAGAUGUACCCACUUUCGCCUUCAGAUCUGAUUGGCCACCUAGACCUGUCGUCAGUAUCAAGACUAAAUGACCACAAAAUUGAAACAAGUCAACAACUCUUAAAGCUAGGAUGGGCUACAUGUUUUUGUCAAUAGCAUGACAUGCAUGAUACAAACAAUCUGAUCUGAGAGAACUACACUUUUCCACCUCCUAUUCCGGCUGUUUCCAUCUUCUGUGAAAGAAACUGGAAGAGAGUCUGAAAGAGAGCGAGCGCACUCCUACUGGCUGUUCUGCUAGUACUGUAUGUACAUGCUCCGUCAGUGGUAAGGCUGCUGGAGAUGAGACUCAACAAUCAAUUGUCUUAUAGAGAAUAUGCCUACCCGAGCUUUAAACCAGAGUCACAUCAGUUUACCUUGUUUACUGACAGUGACACAGACACAGUGCUGACCUUUCUGAGAAUAAUCACACUCCUAUCAGUGACCUUUGGUGAUUUCAAAAUAAAUGAUAUAUCUGCUCUAUAUAUAUCACGUGUUACAAUGCAUUCCAGUUGCCUCAGAGGUUGGAACUGGUAAUGCUGUCACACUGAGUUAAAUUUGAGCUAGUUUCCACAAAACAAAACAAAACAGUCAGAUAAUGUUAGCGUUAUAGCUAGGUUUGCUAACUAGCAUCUAAUUUAGUCCAUUUUAAUUAAAUUAAUUAAGAGUACGACUGAGAUUAUAAGGUUUACUGAUGCAUGAAUUUGACAGAUUAUCAAUACAAAGCCGUUCAUGGUUAAAACACACUUGCAUUAUAUUUAACCAGAAAAGAGAUUUUCAAGUGUUCAAAUAAGUUUUUCAUGAGCAACAUUUCCUCCCUGAAUUUUGUUCUUAUGAAGGUUAAAUUAUGAAGAAAGUUCCAUUUAAUUUAAUUUGGUCACCGUUGGAUGUUAUAAUUAUAAUUUACAGAGAAGACGCCAAACAAGCAGGCGACAAAUGACAAGUGACAUCAUUCGAACACUGCAUCAGUGAUAACAAAUAGUGACUGUAGACCUCACACCAUGCGGGGAGGUAUAUUAUAUGCAUGCAGACACAAAACAUAGUUACAUGCCCUCGUGUGUGCUGGUUAAAGUCUCUUAAUAUAAU